UCUCUCGACUCUCAAGCAAUUCUGUUAUCACCAAAGAGAAUCGCACAGCACAGUGCUGCGAGAGUUCAUUGCGCUGCUGUUGAGACUGCAGCAUCUGAUGCAGAGACAAAGAAGGAUAAGAGCACUUAUGAGCUGCAGACUUUGACGACAUGGUUAUUGAAGCAAGAGCAGCAAGGGAUUAUCGACGCAGAGCUCACCAUUGUGCUAUCAAGUAUUUCCAUGGCAUGCAAGCAGAUUGCUUCAUUGGUGCAGCGAGCGGGCAUCUCUAAUCUUACGGGUGUGCAGGGUGCUGUAAAUGUACGAGGAGAGGAUCAGAAGAAGCUUGAUGUUGUCUCCAAUGAGGUUUUUUCAAAUUGCCUAAAGUCCAGCGGGCGAACAGGGAUAAUUGCAUCAGAGGAGGAAGACGUACCAGUGGCAGUCGAAGAAAGCUACUCCAGCAACUACAUUGUGGUCUUUGAUCCCCUCGAUGGAUCUUCUAACAUCGAUGCUGCUGUAUCAACCGGAUCCAUCUUCAGUAUCUACAGCCCCAAUGAUGAAUGUCUUGCUGACAUUGAUCAAGACAGUAAUCUUGAUGAAACAAAAGAAAGAUGUGUGGUAAGUGUAUGCCAACCGGGGAGCAAUCUUCUUGCUGCGGGAUACUGUAUGUACUCAAGCUCAGUAAUAUUCGUUCUGACAAUAGGAAAGGGUGUAUACGCCUUCACAUUUGAUCCCAUGUAUGGGGAGUUUGUGCUGACACAAGAGGAGUUGAAAAUACCGAAGGCUGGAAAGAUAUACGCCUUCAACAAGGGAAACUACAUGCUAUGGGAUGAGAAACUGAGGAAGUACAUGGAUCAUCUUAAGGACCCAGAGCCUACAGGGAAGCCUUACUCAGCUAGGUAUAUCGGGAGCCUGAUCGGCGAUUUUCACAGAACACUGCUCUACGGUGGAAUUUAUGGGUACCCAAGGGAUAAAAAGAGCAAGGAUGGGAAGCUAAGGUUAUUGUAUGAGUGUGCUCCGAUGAGCUUUAUUGUUGAACAGGCCGGAGGGAAGGGGUCAGAUGGCUACGGGAGGAUACUGGAUAUCAAGCCUACAGAGGCAUGGGUAACUUCAACAUACAACGAUCAUUUUAUUUUAGAUAUUAAUGCAAUGGAUCUCUUCUCUUAUCCAUCUAACUUCUACGCGUUUAUCGACGACAGAUUCAUCAGAGAGUUCCUGGCCUGA
Messenger RNA from Asparagus officinalis (garden asparagus), 1200 nucleotides. Its product is annotated as fructose-1,6-bisphosphatase, chloroplastic-like. The record is from RefSeq and is a predicted model, not a curated record. NCBI's taxonomy places the organism in Eukaryota, Viridiplantae, Streptophyta, Magnoliopsida, Asparagales, Asparagaceae. Gene Ontology annotation, cellular component: cytosol; cytoplasm. Gene Ontology annotation, molecular function: fructose 1,6-bisphosphate 1-phosphatase activity. Gene Ontology annotation, biological process: fructose 6-phosphate metabolic process; gluconeogenesis; sucrose biosynthetic process.